GGAAAUGCGCCACCUCUAGUUCCGGUGAGCGCGUCGACUACAAGGACGACAGGAUGGAGGAGGUGCCUCACGACUGCCCCGGGGCCGAGAGCGCUCAGGCGGGCCGAGGGGCCUCAUGUCAGGGAUGCCCCAACCAACGUCUGUGCGCUUCUGGAGCCGGCGCCGCUCCGGACCCGGCCAUAGAGGAAAUCAAAGAGAAAAUGAAGACGGUGAAACACAAAAUCUUGGUGUUGUCUGGGAAAGGCGGCGUUGGGAAAAGCACUUUCAGUGCCCACCUUGCCCACGGCCUAGCAGAGGAUGAAAAUACACAGGUUGCCCUUCUGGACAUCGAUAUUUGUGGGCCCUCUAUUCCCAAGAUCAUGGGAUUGGAAGGAGAGCAGGUGCACCAGAGUGGUUCGGGCUGGUCUCCAGUGUAUGUGGAAGAUAACCUGGGGGUGAUGUCUGUGGGUUUCCUGCUCAGCAGCCCUGAUGAUGCUGUUAUCUGGAGGGGACCAAAGAAAAACGGCAUGAUCAAGCAGUUCCUCCGUGACGUGGACUGGGGAGAUGUGGACUACCUCCUUGUGGACACGCCACCCGGCACAUCCGAUGAGCACCUCUCAGUUGUCCAGUACCUGGCAGCAGCACACAUUGAUGGGGCAGUGGUCAUCACCACCCCUCAGGAGAUAUCACUCCAGGAUGUCCGGAAAGAAAUCAACUUUUGCCGAAAAGUGAAGCUGCCCAUCAUCGGGGUGGUGGAGAACAUGAGUGGCUUUGUCUGCCCCAAGUGUAAGAAAGAAUCUCAGAUCUUCCCCCCAACAAGUGGAGGUGCAGAGGCCAUGUGCCGAGACCUGAAGAUCCCUCUGCUUGGCAAAGUGCCUCUGGACCCAUGCAUAGGUAAGAGCUGUGACAAAGGCCAAUCUUUCUUCAUUGAAGCCCCAGAUUCACCAGCCACAUUAGCCUACAGAAGUAUAAUUCAAAGAAUCCAAGAGUUUUGUAGUCCAAAUCAGUCAGAGGAAGAGAACCUCAUCAGUUCCUGAAGCAUGCUGAGGACCAAGCAGUUCCCGAGUCACGGAGCCUGCCAGCAGCCCAUCCAAGCAUACUUGAGUAGCUCGGGGAUGGGUGGGGUCGCAGGCCUAAAGGGACCAGAUGCUGGCCUGCUUGGAAGUGACUUUCUCAGAGACACUUUAAUCAUCUACUCUCUGUCCACUUUCUUUAGAACAUGGCUGCAGGGCCUUCUUCACACAUGCCAUUUUAAAAUAAAAACAGCUCCUCGAACCUGUCCCACGAGGUCUCUUCCCAGAUACCAAAGGCCUGGGGACCUAGAAGCCAACCUGAUCACAGGAUCAUAGGACUCCUGUUCAUGCCACUCUACCUCAAAUGAAAAGGAAGCCCAGGAAGGAACCACAGGGCAGGACACAGGGCUUUGCUGCGGAACACGGUCCUGCUUUCAAACAGCAGCAUCCACAUUGUUGUUCUCAGAUGGAGGGAAAGUCUGGACACAGCAGAGCCUCACUCGGGUCCAUUCUGGGAUCAGUACACAGUGCAGCUGGGACCCAUCAAAACUCCCCUGAAAAGCCCGUAAGUCACCCCUUCACUAGGAUCUGUGGUCUGUGUGUACUCCCUGUUUAGUAAUAGGCAUACAAUAUAUCCAGUAAUUUCCAGGGUCAUAUGCCACCAACAGGAACUGAGACCAGCAGAGGGAAGAAUAAAUUCCUGUUCUCCAUACCACUCUGGGGCCUAAAGUGGAAGGGCGGGCAAAUCCCCUUGUUCUUUCCCUUCCUUUCUCUCCUCCCCUUGCUGCCUGCACAUGUGGUUGGAUUUGCAUGCGUUCCACAUGAAGAAGCUAGGACCUCUAACGGGUGACCAGGCCAUAGAGCCUGGGCACAGUCUGGCUUUGGCCUGGCUGUGUCCUUGGCCAUGCAGGAAACUUGGGGAGCCACCUAGAUCUUGGGCACAGUGGGGCAGGGGCUGCAUUUCCUAUGAGCUCCCAGCCACCAGCCUCAAUCCAUUUCCCACCUAAUGCUGGUGAUUCUUCAUGUCCUCAAAGCAGGCUUCUGAAAGUCUACUGGGAGGCUGGAGAACAGCCAGCCAAGGCUCUGCCCUGCUUGUGAGCAGGCUAGUUGGGAAACUUGCAGGUCUGCUGGCGUGUUAUCUUGGCACACACAGCCUCAUUCAAAUUUAAGAUUAUUCAAACCAUGUCAGGAUGAGCCUGGUCAGAUUUUCAAAACUCAUCUUUUUCUCACUUCUAGAAGUGAGCUCAUCUGCUCACCUUCCUUAAUUCUAUAGGAUUUUAAAGAAAAACACGCAACCAAAGUGUCAUGAAAGGACAAAUGCUGUCUGAUUGGGCUGCUUAGAGGCAGAGAGUGAUAUGGUGGCUAGGGAAGAGGGAUGGGAAGUUCGUGUUUAUAGAGGGAGUUUCAGCUUGGAAAGGCAUAAAGUGUCCUGGAGAUGGGUGGUGGCCGCAUGACAUUGUGAAUGUACUGAAUGCCAAGAACUGUACACAUAAUGGUUGAAAUGUCAAUUUUGUGUAAAUUUUACCACAAUAAAAGCAGAACAAUGA
Messenger RNA from Heterocephalus glaber (naked mole-rat), 2539 nucleotides. It is a transcript of the gene Nubp1, whose product is annotated as NUBP iron-sulfur cluster assembly factor 1, cytosolic. Gene Ontology annotation, molecular function: ATP hydrolysis activity; ATP binding; 4 iron, 4 sulfur cluster binding. Gene Ontology annotation, cellular component: cytosol. NCBI's taxonomy places the organism in Eukaryota, Metazoa, Chordata, Mammalia, Rodentia, Bathyergidae. Gene Ontology annotation, biological process: iron-sulfur cluster assembly. The record is from RefSeq and is a predicted model, not a curated record.